Molecule: messenger RNA, 774 nt
Organism: Trypanosoma theileri
Lineage: Eukaryota; Euglenozoa; Kinetoplastea; Trypanosomatida; Trypanosomatidae
Exons: 1
Coding region: 1-774 (257 amino acids)
Source: RefSeq, a predicted model, not a curated record
AUGUCGCCAAAGGAAAAUGAUAAACAUGAUGAGAUGAUAGAUGAGAUGAGACGACUUCAAGUAAGUGAUGAUACUUCACAAGAGUUGAUUGUUAUUCAACAUGUUCCUCUUGACAGGGAAAACAUUGUCCGUGGAAUUUUAGAUAUGACGCUGAAUGCAUAUGCUAAACAACGCAAGCAGUACCAUAUAUCGAAUAUUUCUGGCAAGGCUGCGUUAAACGAGGCAGGGGAUAAACUAUUAUUUUUUAAUAUAAUGCAGAAUGUUAUCACUUUAAUGGGAGAAAAUAAUAAACUUUUUCUAAAGGAGGAAUUUGAAGUAAAUAAAAAAAGAAAAACCCGUGCUGAUCUUGUUUUAAUGGAUGAAAAUAAUAAGAACAUUCUUCUUAUUAUAGAGAUGAAGACUGUUCAGAUUCAGUAUCUUAUUCCUCUUCGAAAUGACUCUGAUAUCACUCACUCCGAAAAAGUUGUGCGUCGAGUUAUUGAAGAGGAGUUUGUAAAGAAAGAAUGUGGUCCCGAUUGGAACGAAUUAAAAUCAUUUCAUCGUGUUGAAAAGUAUUGUAAAAUUUAUCAACAAGAUGUUCAAUCAAAUAACAGUACUGGUUCUGACUUAAAUGGUUCUCCAAGAGGACGUUCGAUUGAUGUGAUCUUUCGUGAGGCACGGGAACAGCUUCAAGGAUAUUGUGAAGAUGCUAAAAAAGAAUAUUCUGGAGUAGAUGAGGCGAUUAAAAUGGUUUUAUGCACAGUUGGGCCUUUUAUUUACAAGGUGUACAUCUAA